UUCUCGGACUCAGAAUCAGAGCAUAUAUAAUAUGACAGGCAAUCAAAAAGCCACCCAUAGAUCCAACCACCGUGCCAAGAUGGUGGCUGUGGGCCCGGCGCGUAUUCAACCUCUCAGCGAGCACAGAACAUCUUAGUUUAAAGACUCGAGAUGUCACAACUGCCCGGUAGCGCUGGGCUGUCAUUCGAGCCGCUCCUGCAGCGUGGCUGUUCGCCUGUCACAUCGUCACACCCAAUCAGUCGUCCAUUGCCUGGUGGCAAGGCAGAUCCUUGUCACGAAUGGCUACGGGCAUAUAUCUCUGGGUCUGUUUCCGGGGGAAGAUAUGCAAAGGAUGCAGGUAUCGCUGCGAUUCCGAUGUGAUAGAGAGUUACUCUCCCGAAGAAUACUUAAGUGGUUGAUCUCUGCGAGGGUAGUACGAGAACUUUUAUUUCUGCUUCCGUCUCUCACUACUGCUGGACCGGCGGCUGGUCGAGUUGAGAGCCGGUCGUAUCCUCCUCUGGAACCCCUCGAUAAACCGUUGCUGGCCAUCCAGGUGGGCUGCAUCGUCGGGGCGUACCUGAUCUCGGUUGUUUUUCUCUUGACGCUAUUUGUCUUCGUGGGCCGUCGGUUACGCAGAGCAGUGCAGGCAUCCAACUAUUCGCUUCAGGUGGAAAUGAUGACGCCGUUGAAACCCUCGUUCGCCGUGAAUACCAACCCGGUUGGCACUCAGGCGACCCAGCCUAGUACCGUCAGCCCUAGCCGCACCAGUGCUUUCACCGGCUCGUUUAGUAGUCUGGUAAAGGGCCACAAGCACCAGAACUCAGGCAACACCAGCGUGGUCACCAUAGAUGAGACGGUGGUCGCGUCGGACCGGCGUCGGGCACAGGAUGAGAUGGAGAAGCUGUACGCGGCGGUGAUGGAGCACGACGAGCUCAAGGCUGCCGGCCUGGUCGAUACCAGUCCAGUCUCCUACGCAGCCCCGUCCCCGUCCCUGAGAGAAGAGGAGCCAACCACCCCGCCUCUCCCAUCUCCCCGUUCUGCCUCCUCUCGUCGCUCCAGGAUGUCUCCGCUGUCGCUCUUCAGCUCGUCGGGACGACCAGGCAAUCCGGUGAGCUCCGACAAGCUCCACUCCCCCCGCUCCAUCCGCAAGUUGCCCAUCAUCUCGCCGCCGUUCCGCUCGCCGGUGGGUUCGACGCAUGAUGAAGAACACAUCCCGCUCAGCCCUCGGAUGUACAAACCGGGCCCGCCGCCGCCGGCGCCUAAGGCUGUUAGCUGGGCCAAGCCCUCGCCGCGCCCCAGUGAACGGGCGCCAGCGCCAGCCCCCCUCAACCUGAGCGCGGGCAGUCAGCCCGGGUCAACCCCCUCGUUGCCCCUCCGCGAGGCAUACCCGCCAUCGAGCGCGCCCGCGACCAAGACGACCAUCCUCGAGCGACCGGAGAACCUGCAGCGGAUGGGAGGACCUCGGACGGGACUGGCAACGCCAUAUAGUCCGUACAUGCCCUUCACGCCAGUGACGCCGAUCACCCCGAGUCACAUCGUGACCAAGCGGCAGCGUCGCCAAGAGGGGCGAGAGAAAGGGCUGCAGGUGCUUCUGGAGGACGACAUGGUCAAGGCGAGCGAUGAUAUGUGGGGAUAUUAGCAUUUUUUCUUUCUUCUUCUUUCUUCUAUACCCUGGACACGCAACUUACUACAUAACUUU
Molecule: messenger RNA, 1678 nt
Organism: Penicilliopsis zonata CBS 506.65
Lineage: Eukaryota; Fungi; Ascomycota; Eurotiomycetes; Eurotiales; Aspergillaceae
Exons: 3
Coding region: 323-1618 (431 amino acids)
Source: RefSeq, a predicted model, not a curated record